Molecule: messenger RNA, 2183 nt
Organism: Ylistrum balloti
Lineage: Eukaryota; Metazoa; Mollusca; Bivalvia; Pectinida; Pectinidae
Product: RING finger protein 150-like
Exons: 6
Coding region: 30-1517 (495 amino acids)
Source: RefSeq, a predicted model, not a curated record
UGACGAAGGUUGAAUAUUUAUCAAAGAAGAUGACUGCUAGCAGAUUGAGCGAAAAUAGAGUCAAAGUGGAUGAUGGACAUGAAGAGAAACGAACAAAUUCUUCAAGGAUUUUGGUUACUUGUACGUUUCCAAAAUGGAGGUCAUGGCGAUUAGUUUAUCAUGUACUUUUAUUUGUUGUUUUGAUUGCGCCGCCUGGAAGAUGUGCCAGAGAUUCCAAUCGUUCGACAGUAAAUAAGAAACGAACAGCAGCUAAUGUUAAUAUUACUUAUAUAGAUAAUGGAAUGACUCAUGUUUUAUUCCAAAAAGCCAAAGAACUUGGCCAUUUCAGUGUUAACAGCAAAAUUGCUCCGGAAUCUGGAGAAGUAGUAAGAGUGAUGACGAUUGAAAAUAAUACUGAUGGAUGUAAUGAUCUGAUUAAUCAUAUACCCUCAAGGAAUUGGAUUGCUUUAAUCCAAAGGGGAAAUUGUUCUUUUAAUAAAAAGAUCGAAAUAGCAGCUAAAACAUACAAUGCAUCCGCCGUGGUCAUUUACAACUCCAAAGAGGAAAAAGAGCCCGUCAACAAUAAUGAAGUUGAGUUACCCACAGGAGUUGAAGAUGUGGUGACCAUCUACAUAAAAAAUGAAGAAGGCCAACAGAUUGUGAAUCUUUUAGAAAAGAAGUACAAAGUGUUGAUGCAUAUAACAGUUGGAACUGUAACGCUACCCAAGACAGAAGACCCUACCUUCAAUCCUCACAACAUUAGCAAGACCUCAGUCCUCUUUGUCUCAAUUUCUUUCAUUGUGCUGAUGAUUAUCUCCCUUGCAUGGCUGGUCUUCUACUAUAUUCAACGCUUCCGUUAUGCUCAUGCCAAAGAAAGAUUAACGAGACGAUUGGCGAGUGCUGCCAAGAAAGCGAUAGCUAAAAUUCCCCAAAGAACAGUUAAAACUGGAGACAAGGAGUUGGAGUCUGAGUUUGACCAGUGUGCUGUGUGUAUAGAAGGAUACAAAGCCUCUGAUGUCAUCAGGAUACUCCCAUGCAAGCAUAUAUUCCAUAAGUCUUGUGUUGACCCCUGGCUCCUUGAACAGCGAAGCUGCCCAAUGUGCAAACUUGAUAUACUACGUGAAUAUGGAAUGCAGGUUCAUUUGAACAGCAGUCAGGAGAGUGUUCAUGCAGAAGUUGAGAGUGGAGCGAUUCCAUCAGCAAUCACCGAUGAUGUAGAACACCUACCAACUUCUUCAGAAGAUCAUGGAGGGGCUGAGGGCAUGAACAUAGUUCUCAUCAGUCAUCCUUCACUGCAGUACCACGGUAGUGAUACUUUCUGUGUCAAGGACGAAAUGAGUACUGAGAGCACAGCAUUAAAUCCAAUUCACUCAAGCACAUCAAAGGUGUCUCCGAAUGUACAGUGUGUACGAGCGGAUAUAGAAAUAGACAGUGAUGACCAUAAUAGUGAUAUGGAUGGAGAAUGUAAUGAACUUCAUUCUCUCAUGACCGGUCUGCCACCUGCAAAAGGAAGUAAACGAGACAGUCUGGAGUCAUAACCACAAUAUUUAAGUCAAACCAUACACAUUUGUGGCUGAAAAAAAAAAUUUGGACUUAGCCAUAUAUUGUGAUGAUAAGUGGUUUGAUAUAUGUCAGACAGCAAAGAAAGUGACUUGAUGACUGUCAGCUGGAUACAAGACAAGUGCUGCUACAUUGCUGAAAUGACUCCAUGUUGUAUACAUUCAUUUGAAAAGAAAAUGUUGACAAUGAAUUAUCUGUAAUGUUUUUGUUUGACAAGUAACAUUUAGAUCAAAUGAAUUUGUGCUUAAAAGAACCAUUCCUUGGAGAUUAUAUGCCGUCUGGAAAUGUCAUCUCUGAAGUUUGGUUCUUUUUCAAACAUGGGGGAAAUAUCUAUUCCAUUAUCCUGAGAUAUAAGUGGACAAGUACAGAGAUUUAUAUAAAAAGGGUAUGUGUGCAAUGUUAUAAAGGCUUUUCUGUGACAAUGAUUUUUCAAAAGUUCUAGGAAAAGGGGAGAUAUGACUAAAUGAAUAAUUCAGUUUGCUGUUUUGUCAACUGUCUGGCCGUAUCGUAUUCAGAUCGAGAUGUGAUUUAUAGUGCUAUGUAUACAGCCAGCAGACAUUUUAGAUACACUGGUUCGCUGACAAAUUCAUGGUAUGAUGGGAAGGAAAGUCCUUUCUCAUCAUUGUCUUUGUUAUAGUUUUGAA